AUGGACGACAAGCACGGCUUGGGAAAAGAAGAAAAAAGAAGGAAAAAAAGGACGGUUGGGGGGAUGUCCCUGCUCUGCAUACAAACUGAGAAGGUCUUCAGAGUACAACUUGCUAAAAAACGAGUCGUCUCAGCUUAGGCUUCUACUACCCCUUCCGAUGGCUUGCAGAGUUGGAUUAUUGUGUCCUAACUUGUUGCCUCUUCUCGACCUUUUGGCACCUAUGUUAUUCUUUUUCUUUUUCUGCUUUGUGUUGGGUUUAUGCAAAUCGGUUUGGUGGGGUUUUGGCAGUACUCGAGGGCCUGUUGCUUGUCUGUUUCCCACUCGAUCGAUCACCCCUCGCGUGUGGUUUUCUCUUUUUUUGUGUUGUUUUUUUGGUCCUGGUUCAUCAGACAAUGUUCCCAUGUCAUCACCUCCUUACGCGCCGCCACAUGCUGUCAACGAUCUUAUUUCCACGAGGUGAUUCCGAGAGACGGUGUCUUUGGCUGGCUGGGUCGGUUGGCUUUUGGCUUCCUUGCAUGGGUGCUGCUGGCGGCAGCUGCCCCCCUCCCUCUAAUACAAAAUACACACGCUCAUGCUCUUUUGAGACAUCACACGUACAAACCAAACGCGUACCCUAUCCCACGUGUAUGCGUGUCUGCGUGUCUGCGUGUCUGCGUGUCUGCGUGUCUGCGUGUCUGCGUGUCUGCGUGUCUGCGUGUCUGCGUGUCUGCCUUUCUGUCCGUCUCUUCUGUAUCUGCCUACUUGUCUUGGAUCAGGACUGCCCGUGGUCGGGGUUGAGGCAGGCGGAAUCUCUGCGAGUAACGACCGGAUGGGGAAGGAGAAGAUGGGGAGUGAAGACGCCCGCCUCUUUUUGUUCGAUGGGUGUGACGUGUUGCGGGAAGGAAGCUUGUGUGUGUUUUUUUUUACACCUUGCGGCGUUGGCGUGGGGCGGUGGAGGAAGAGAGGGGGGAUUUCUUGUAUUUUUAUCACUGGAGGGGUCUACCGGGCUCUCUCGUUGUUCCUUGAUAUUGACAGAAUGGCGCUGAUGGGGACGUUUCCUGGCGAAGCUUUGUUUUGUUUUGUUUUGCGUCUGGCUGCCUGCCUGCCCUUGGUUAGUGGCGGCUGGGCUGGUAAAAUGUCAGUCAAUAU
Molecule: messenger RNA, 1128 nt
Organism: Phialemonium atrogriseum
Lineage: Eukaryota; Fungi; Ascomycota; Sordariomycetes; Cephalothecales; Cephalothecaceae
Exons: 1
Coding region: 393-1025 (210 amino acids)
Source: RefSeq, a predicted model, not a curated record